Messenger RNA from Cyphellophora europaea CBS 101466, 3366 nucleotides. RefSeq lists its product as uncharacterized. The transcript is spliced from 4 exons. Lineage: Eukaryota; Fungi; Ascomycota; Eurotiomycetes; Chaetothyriales; Cyphellophoraceae. The record is from RefSeq and is a predicted model, not a curated record. The coding region runs from base 1 to 3366 and encodes 1121 amino acids.
AUGAGUUUGGCGGGCUUAGACACCCCGGCGGUUGUCGAAGCCCACCAGGCUUCGAUAGCCGAUCCCACUGGAUGGUUCUUGCUCAAGUACGAGGACGGCAGCCGGGACACUGUCGAGGUCUUCAAAACGGGCACGGGCGGUGUCCCUGAAGCUCGUAAUGCGGUUGAGUCGUAUCAAGAAAAGUCUCCCUUGUACGGGAUGGUGCAGCACCGGAGGAGAAAAGUGAUUCUCAAAUAUGUUCCUGAAGGCACAUCGCGCAUUCUACAAGUACGCCUAACUGUGCAGUUUCAAACCGUCGUCGAUGCAUUUACACCUCACGACUUCGUAUUCUCCUUCAUCACCCCCAGUGAGCUGUCAGAGCCUGCUAUCGGCGUUCAGACCAUGCUUGCCCCUUCUGCAGGCUCGAUAACCUCUUCAAGCUCGUCGUUGCGACGGCGCAGGCUAAAAGACAUCUCCGAAGAUGCCGAGGAGCCCGCCGCAGUCCCACCUGAGAAGACUUCACCGCUGUCAAAAUCAGAAGAGAAGGAAUCCGCGCCUGUCCAGCCAGAAGAGAAGCGUGAAGAGGAGGCUGACGAGUUGCCGGCAAGCGCGUUGCGGGCGAAGGCGCUCCUAGCCAUGCGCAUUUCCCCAGAGAUUGAUAUCACCGAUCACGACGACCCAGCUUCUCGGCCGCGAUCAACAACUUCGCACAAAUUAUCGGGUGCUGACGAUCCCACAUCGUUUGACACAGCCCCCAUUCUGCCUCCAAUCCCGAUCAGCCCGGGCCUGGACAAAGAUCUGCCUCCUCCGCCUGAGGCUGACAGGGAGGGGACUCGAGAACACGCAGGGGAGAGGGGAGAAGAGAAUGUCGACAAUUCCGAAGAGCCUCAAAAACAGCUGACAAUCGAUCAACUGAGACAAUCACCUCAUCUAUCGCAAGCGGAUAACACCAGCAUUAGUCGAUGGAGCAGUGAUGUUGCCGCAUACACGGUAAAGCCCAAGAAGAAGAAAUUAGGUCCACGCCCUCACGUGGAUCCGCCUGGUCGACCUCGAACAUCGAAUCUGUCGGACACCGGCGCAAGGCCACGUCCAGUCGCCAAUCUUCCCACUACCGUCAAAGUAUCCUCAGACAGAGCAAGAGGCCCCCCGCUCUCCUUCAGGCCGAGCUCGCAGCAGUCAUCGAAGAGUGUCCCAGGCCGAUUUCCCCCGAAUCAUCCCAUGCUUCCUCCGGUACCAUCACCAACACACAUGUCAGGCUUUUUCCGUCAAGAAUCUCGAUCAGUCAUGCCCAAAACGCCAUCACUGACCUCCGAGAUCCCAUCGGGGGCAACCCCUGAGAAGAUACGCCUCAUGAAAGCCUUGCAGCUCCGGAAGCGUAACAUGCUCGCGGCCCAGCGAGCAUCUAUGGUGCAAGAGGCUGAGAUGGAGUCUGGAGAGAAUGGUAAUCUAGCUGAUCCAAAACUAGUGUCCAGUACUGCUUCUCCAACAACUGCUACAAACGCAUCGGAAGACCACUCGAGGGCAGAAGAAUCAUCUUUCACCAGUCGUGAUGAACCACUCCACCGGCAAGCGUCCUUGUCAUCAGACACAAGCUCCUCUAUAACCCCAAGGGCCAAGGCGGAGCUGGAGGACAAGCCACCAAAAGCGUUGGCGAAGGAAGAGCCUAUCAGAGCGGAAAUCGCGCCACGGGCUCCGCCCAAGAACGAAAGCGAAGAAAAGGAGACUAAGGCGUCCGUUAAAGCAUUCGAGGGUGGAGACGAGAAGGAAGCAAGAGCAGCUGUUGGCUCCUCGAUUGAGACGUCACAGGGUCACAGAACCGCUCCCGUUGAGUCACGUCAAGCCGAUCCAAAAGCAUCUGGCGACGAUAGCGCCGCUGUGACCUCCGCCCCGAGCAGCACAGCUUUGCGGGAGAAGAGAGGCCUCGCAGUACCACAGCCACUUCAUAUCUCGGCAGGUGCUGAGCUUUCGGAGCAAUCUGAUGGCGAAUCGUUCAUGGAUGAAUUGGCUAACGCAACAGUCCAUGAGGCUAAGCCGGUCCUAGUCGGUCGCACGCCAGUGACCCCUAUCAUGUCCGCCCCGGCUCUCAGAGACUACAAAGAUGGUAGCCACAGUGGGGAGCCGACCGUGCAGCCUCGAUCAAGCUCUUCUGGACAACUGGAGAAGCCCAGAUCAUCUAGUGGACGCAGCACUUCCGCUCUCCCACAUUGGCCCCCUUUACCCACAGAGCCUGUCCCUCAACCACUUUCCAAGAAGUCUACCUUAGGCUCAGGCAUAUCCAAGAGGAUCAAAGCUCUGGAGGUUUUGUCCACUCGUGACUCCACGAGUCCACCUCGUCAAUCAGUACGUGACAUACCCUCAAAGCGGUCAGCUCUUGAUACUUUUAUGAAGCGUUCGUCGUUUAUGAAACAAGCACCAAAUGCAUCGACUGACCAGUCUCCGCCUAAAAAGCUACCCGAGAGCCAGUCGAUGGCCCCAACAGUGAGAACUGCUAUGUUUUCCCGAGGUGGUGAGAAUGAGAAGCCCGGUCUGUUCGCUCCUGCUCCCAAAGGCGAGGCCGUUUCUGUUACUGCUCGGAUCGUUCGAGACCACGACCUGGUGCCACCUUCAACAGCCCCUGGAGAUUUGAACCUGCACCGGAGUCCACUCAUUGUCGAGCAUGAGAGGCCUGGCGACCAACGACCCUCAUUCAGCAGAGAUUCCAAGAUGCAAGAUCCACCUCGAAGCCCGCAAAAGGGAGCGCGCUUUUCCUUCUCUUCAUAUCGAUCGGCGAAUCAAGCAAGAUUGAAUACGGCUGAUUCGUCAAGCAAGCUUUCGUUCACCAGUAAGGCGAAGAUCCCGCGGUCAGUGAGUGAUAAUUCAUCUCUGUCCGAGGAUAAAGCCAAGGGAAGUCGGGCCCAGCGCCUCAUGAAGCGAGUGUCGAACCUAACAGGCAGACGAGGCACAAAGAACCUGUCAUCUUCCUCCGUGGUUGAUUUCCAUCCUCAGGAGCAUCCCGACACUAUCGAAGAGGAGCGCAACGAACGGAAUGGCUCUGUAGCAGAAAGCUUGCUCCAUGUUGUUGACAUUGGCGAUGUCAACGUGCAAUUUCCGGAGACACUUCUCUGGAAGCGCCGGUUUAUACGAAUCGAUGAUCAAGGAUAUCUCAUCUUCUCGCCACCAGCGAAUGAUCCCAAUUUGCGAAACGUUAGCCGCAAGUUCCACCUGGGCGACUUUCGACAGCCGACUCUGCCCGACUUGGAAAGAGAACAAAUGGCAUGGAGCGUAUUGCUGGAUUUAAAAGAUGGAAGUUGUAUUCAGUGUGCUUGUGAGAACCGAGCCGCGCAGCAACAAGUUCUACAGAUGCUCGUUGAUGCCCACAGCGCUUAUCACCAACUGUAUGUUAAUUAA